ACAACCACACCAUCCACCCCAACCCCUCCAACCACCACAACCCCUCCAAGCACCACAACCUUGACAACCACCAUAAUCACGUGCCCUCCAGUUUACAUGCCGACCUGUGUCUAUGGUUCAAGCCUUGUGUCUGUCUACGAUGAUAAUGGCUGCAGAUUUUUUGAGUGCGGCCCCGUCUCCACCCCUCCCACUACUACAGCGCCGACUUCACCUCCUCCCUGCCCUGUACCUGGGUGUAUGCCUGGCUCUAAACUGAUUACUAGCGACUCUGGUGGCCCGUGUCCCGACUACGAGUGUGUACCCAUAUGCCCUCCUGUAGCGAUGCCCCUGUGUCUACCGGGAUAUACUUUAGAAAAACAGGUGGAUGCUAACGGUUGUGAGUCAUAUUCCUGUAAACCGCCCAAUGUUCCCUGCACUAUGCCUGGGUGUAUGCCUGGCUGGAAACUGAUUACUAGCGACUCUGGUGGCCCGUGUCCCGACUACGAGUGUGUACCCGUAUGUCCUCCUGUAAUGAUGCCCACGUGUCUACCGGGAUUUAUUACUGAAAAACAAGUGGACCCCAACGGUUGUGAGUCAUAUACCUGUGAACCGGAUCCAAACUUCAUGCCUUCUACCGGUCUUCCAUGUCCCCCUGUCCCAACUUGUCCUCCGGGAACAUCAAUGGAAACAUUCAACACUGGUGGCCCGUGUUACACCCACGAGUGUGUACCCAUAUGUCCUCCUGUGGCGAUGCCCAACUGUAUAGAGGGGAGUAUUAUGGAAAAGAAAGACUCUGGUGACCCGUGUUACAUCUACGAGUGUGUACCAUGUCCUAUAAUGAUGCCUAGUUGUCGCCCGGGAUAUACUACCUAUGAAGAGAUCAUCAGCGGUUGUGUGUUAUAUACCUGUAUACCGGAAACAAGCUAUACGCCUUCUACCUUACCACCACCAACUACUACUCCUCCUUGCCCCGUACCCCCACCGUGCCCCCCAGGGUCCACGAUGGAAACACAAACGAACAGUGACGGCUGCGUUAUUGAUUAUGAGUGUAUUACGCCAACACCAACGCCAACUCUGCCACCCUCAACAACUCUGCCAUGCCCGCAAAUACAGGUUACGUGCUUCCCGGGCACUGAAUUGGUUAUAAGUUACUCUGAGGGCCCGUGUCCUGUCUACGACUGUAUCCCUAUACCCACACCGUGUCCUGAUGAUGGUAUGCCAAACUGUUUAGAGGGAUAUCUUGCUGUAGAAAGACUACGCCACCCACACCAACCCGGCCAUGUCCACUGAUGACGACGUGCCCCCCAGGCUUUGAAAUAGAAACAAGCUACAACGGCGGUCCCUGUCCAGACUUUGAGUGCGUCCUAGUCGGAUGUCCUUUAGCAGAGGUGCCUGCCUGCAUGUUUGGAGAUCUGAAGUCAGAGCCUGCCUGGGUAAUGAGCCAAAGUGCGAAGAAGGAGAGGAACUGAUUGUUAACGGUCCAGACCUAUGUUUUGACUUUUACUGUGAACCCAUCACUAUCGACCCGGAGGUCAAGAAGGCGGAGGAAAUUUGGGAGACGAAGAAGGAUGCCAUUGAGCAGAUGCUGUGGAAGAUGCUUAUGGACUUAAUCAAGGGAAAUAAAAGAUAAAGAAAGACCUGAAAUACACCCGCUGCCUCAAGACGUCCGCUUCCCAGGAAAUGAUUUAAACCGGUCACCGAAGAAUUGUAACCAUAGAAUGCCUUGGAAAGAACAGCAGUCAACAGCUUCAAAAAAUCAAUAAAACAAAUCAAUGUAUCUUGAACUACCUAAUUAGUUGACUUGUUCACUUUACUUUAAACAUAUUAUGUUUAUUUUUGUAGUAAAUUUUCCAAGUAUAAUUUAUUAUUUUGACCGUUUGUUUUAUUGAUUACGAAAACGAAAAAGGGAUGUUUUGUCUCCUCAGAAAGUAAACGUUCACUUCAAACUUGGUUAUGUUAAUUGAUGGUCUCACAAAAGUUAACGAAAUGGUUCUUUGAGAUGCUUAUAUCAAUAAAAGUAUCAUGAAAAAGU
Aplysia californica (California sea hare) is the source of this 2011-nucleotide messenger RNA. Its product is annotated as proline-rich extensin-like protein EPR1. The record is from RefSeq and is a predicted model, not a curated record. Lineage: Eukaryota; Metazoa; Mollusca; Gastropoda; Aplysiida; Aplysiidae.